AGAGGUUUGCUGCUGCCUGGGGAGUUUUUCUGAGGUUACUCCCGAGCACCCAAAGUCCUUCGGUCUGCAGCCAUACAGACACCCAGAGAAGCUACAGGCAGGCAGAGGCUAUUUUCUGAUGAGUCUUCAUCAGCUUUGCUAAUCAGCUGGUUGAAAAUAAUCCCUCAAACACUACAGAGUCAAGGAUACAGGUAUUACAGAUGGGGAAACCAAGGCAUAGAAGUUACCCAACUUGCUCAAAGUCACACAUGUGAUCAGCAGUGGGGGAUUCGAACUCGGAAGCGUGAAGAGCUUUCUGGGCCAGCACAUGAUUUGGAAGUUACUCUUUGUGACAUGGAUGAAUCUGCACUGACCCUUGGCACAAUAGAUGUUUCUUAUUUGCCAAAUUCAUCUGAAUACAGUGUGGGUCGAUGUAAGCAUGCAAAUGAGGAAUGGGCUGAGUGUGGUUUCAGACCUACUGUCUUCAGAUCUGCAACCUUAAAAUGGAAAGAAAGCCUAAUGAGCCGGAAAAGGCCAUUUGUUGGAAGAUGUUGUUACUCCUGUACUCCCCAGAGCUGGGAUAAAUUUUUCAACUCCAGUAUCCCAUCUUUGGGUUUGCGGAAUGUUAUUUAUAUCAAUGAAACUCACACAAGGCACCGAGGAUGGCUUGCAAGACGUCUUUCUUAUGUGCUUUUUAUUCAAGAGCGAGAUGUCCAUAGAGGCAUGUUUGCCACCAAUGUGGCUGAAAAUGUACUGAACAGCAGUAGAGUUCAAGAGGCAAUUGCAGAAGUGGCUGCUGAAUUAAAUCCUGAUGGUUCUGCUCAGCAGCAAUCAAAAGCCAUCAGUAAAGUGAAAAAGAAAGCCAAAAGGAUCCUUCAAGAAAUGGUUGCCACCGUCUCACCAACAAUGAUCAGACUGACAGGAUGGGUGUUGCUUAAACUGUUCAACAGCUUCUUUUGGAAUAUUCAGAUCCACAAAGGCCAACUUGAGAUGGUUAAAGCUGCAACUGAGAUGAAUUUGCCACUUAUAUUCCUGCCAGUUCACAGAUCACAUAUUGACUAUCUCCUGCUGACUUUCAUUCUCUUCUGUCAUAACAUCAAAGCACCAUACAUUGCUUCAGGCAAUAAUCUUAACAUUCCCAUCUUCAGUACCUUGAUCCAUAAGCUUGGAGGCUUUUUCAUACGACGGAGGCUGGAUGAGACGCCAGAUGGACGGAAGGAUAUUCUUUAUAGAGCUUUGCUCCAUGGGCAUAUAGUUGAGCUACUUCGACAGCAGCAAUUCUUAGAGAUUUUUCUGGAAGGCACACGCUCUAGGAGUGGAAAAACGUCCUGUGCUCGGGCAGGACUUUUGUCAGUUGUGGUAGAUACUCUGUCUACUAAUACUAUCCCAGACAUCUUGAUAAUACCUGUUGGAAUCUCCUAUGAUCGUAUUAUUGAAGGUCACUACAAUGGCGAACAACUGGGAAAACCUAAGAAGAAUGAGAGCCUUUGGAGCGUAGCUAGAGGAGUUAUCAGAAUGUUACGAAAAAACUAUGGAUGUGUCAGAGUGGAUUUUGCACAACCAUUUUCCUUAAAGGAAUAUUUAGAAAGCCAAAGUCAGAAACCUUUAUCUGCUCCACUUUCUCUAGAGCAAGCAUUGUUACCAGCUAUACUUCCUUUAAGACCCAGUGAUGCUGCUGAUGAAGGUGCAGACACAUCCAUCGAUGAGUCCAGAAAUGUAACCGAUGAAUCCUUCCGAAGAAGGCUGAUUGCAAAUCUGGCUGAGCACAUUCUCUUCACUGCUAGCAAGUCCUGUGCCAUUAUGUCAACACACAUCGUGGCCUGCCUGCUCCUCUACAGACACAGGCAGGGAAUUGAUCUCUCCACAUUGGUGGAGGACUUCUUUGUGAUGAAGGAGGAAGUCCUGGCUCGUGAUUUUGACCUGGGCUUCUCAGGAAACUCAGAAGAUGUAGUCAUGCACGCCAUACAGCUGCUUGGAAAUUGCGUCACGAUCACCCACACUAGUAGGAAUGAUGAGUUUUUUAUUACUCCCAGCACAACUGUCCCAUCAGUCUUUGAACUCAACUUCUACAGCAACGGAGUGCUCCAUGUCUUCAUCAUGGAGGCCAUCAUAGCCUGCAGCCUUUACGCAGUUCUGAACAAGAGAGGCACAGGAGGGCCUUCAGGUACAUCCCCCAGCCUGGUCAGCCAGGAACAGCUGGUGCGGAAGGCUGCCAGCCUCUGCUGUCUUCUCUCUAACGAAGGCACCAUAUCCCUCCCUUGCCAGACAUUUUACCAAAUUUGCCAUGAAACAGUAGGAAGGUUUAUCCAGUAUGGCAUUCUCGUUGUGGCAGAGCAAGAUGACCAGGAAGAUAUCAGUCCCAGUCUUGCUGAGCAGCAGUGGGACAAGAAGCUUCCUGAGCCUUUGUCUUGGAGAAGUGAUGAAGAAGAUGAAGACAGUGAUUUUGGUGAGGAGCAGCGAGAUUGCUACCUGAAGGUGAGCCAGUCCAAGGAGCACCAGCAGUUCAUCACCUUCCUCCAGCGGCUGCUCGGGCCUUUGCUCGAGGCCUACAGCUCGGCUGCCAUCUUCAUCCACAACUUCAGCGGGCCUGUCCCGGAGCCUGAGUAUCUGCAGAAGUUGCACAAGUACUUGAUCACCAGGACGGAGAGAAGUGUUGCUGUCUAUGCGGAGAGUGCCACUUACUGCCUUGUGAAGAAUGCUGUGAAAAUGUUUAAGGAUAUUGGGGUUUUCAAAGAGACCAAACAAAAGAGAGUGUCUGUUUUAGAACUCAGCAGCACGUUUCUACCUCAACGCAACCGGCAAAAACUCCUAGAAUACAUUCUGAGUUUUGUGGUGCUGUAGGUAACUCCUGGCACCUCUGGCAAGUUAAGGGCAUGGGACGAGUCCCUGGUAGGCUCCAGCUUCUGGCUUGAGAGUUGAAGGUGCCAGCGUGUGGUCAGGCCUGACCUGUCCUAAUCUGACGUGCUGGAAGACAAGUGCCUUCCCCUCCGUGGGUCUGUGCUUAUCCCUACUCCGAGAUGACACAGCAGCCUCCGCUUGCAACUCAUCAUCAAUAGAUGACAAAAUUAAAUCUCAAAAAAUUAUUUUGGAGUUUAUAUUAAAAGAUUUACCUUUUAAGUAUAGGACUAAACUACUGUGAUGGGCACAAAAAUGUAGAUUCGUUCUAGAACUGAAUCUUGUAUACUUAAUACUGUCGGAUAAUUUGUCGGUAUACUUUCUGAUUAAUGGUUAAUACUUCCUUUAAACAUAAUUGAGUCAUUCAUUCACUGUUGAUUUUUUUUUUUUUCAGUUUUUGUCAAUAGUAGCUAAGUCUUAAAGGGGACACCUUUCAUCCCAAAGUGCUUUACAAAUAAUGGGCUGAUCUUUAUCACACCCAGGUAUCACUGUGCUGUCCUUCGCAGUCAGAUUUAGAAAGUUUUUUAAAAGCUACCUGAAAACACAAUAUUAGUUUAUGUCAGAAAUAGAGCUAAUGUGAUCAAACUGUUACCAUCAGGAGGUAAAUUUGGCUGGCAAAAUUCAAGGUGAACUUGGCCAGAACACUGACUUUGAACUUUUGCUCAUGUAAAAAAAGUGCCAUUGAGUUUUAAAUGACCAGCAAGGAUUUAGGAACGAGUCCUGUUUUAUGUCUGUACCCCUUCCCACCCUCGGGUGGCACCCGCCUGUCACAGGUGCAGCUCUUUCUUGGAGAUUCUCCAACCAAAUAGCAGUUGUCCUAACCUGAUUAGCUUGGCCUGAGAGACUGUUUUAGGGUAAAGUGCUGUGGUGAUAGGCUGCUGCCCCGGGGCUCAUGUACCUUGUACAGAUUGUGCACUGCAUCCAGUCCAGGUGACUGGUGCCCACUCAAGUCGUGUGGUGUACAACCUGUGCCAUAUAUGUCGUAGCCCUAUUGACUAGUCAGCGGUUCGAGGCAUGUAUGGAUUUUUAGCUAUGAGGAAAAACCAUGGUUUUUAAAAAAUGUAUGUGGGUUACAUGCCUACACCCUGAUGCCACAUAGUGGCAAAUUGUCAUGAAAAAUUGUCUGUUCAUAAUGGGUAGGUGCCUUUUUAUGAGCAGGGAGCAUAACUGUGCAUUGUAAUUAUGGUGAUUUCAUAAAGAUCAUGUGAUAUGAAAAUAUUUUCUAGCAUCUUACUGUUCUUUCUCUCCACGGUAUUAUGGAAUUAGGAAUUUUUCUUGAAGAAUAUUGCAUAUAGUCUUUGAAUUAGAAAGUACUGAGAAUUUAGUUUGUACUUUUAUAAGCUUGGACUUUAAACACUAAUUGUAUCGUCCUCUGUGUGUGUCAGGAGAGGGAAGGGUACCGAUCGGUACUUCAUGUUGUAUGAAAUAUCUCCUUUGAAACUCAUAGCAAUAAUGCUGUGCUGUGGUGAUCUUUUUCCAGUCUUCUCAAAUUCCGUGUGUAGGUUAUAUUUGUUCUUGAUAGGAACUCAUGUACCCUUAAGCCAUUGUCAGUGUUGUAGCGGCUCUGGUGUGGAGCGGGGUCUCCACCUUGUAGCACUCCGUUUGACUAACGGGGACAGAGGAGCACUUCUGUGGACUGGAGCUGUGCCUGUGGAGGAACACCCAGGGAGACUUACUAAUCCCCACGGGCGUUCCUUUUCUCGACUGGCCGUCAUCGCACUAGUCUCGCUCAUUCUCCCUCUAAAUCAUAGAUCAAGGAUCGCUCAGAUUCUCUCAGUUACCUGGGAAGUCAAGGUUGGGAGUGACUUUGAGUGGAGUCUGCUGCCCUACCUGAGACUUCUGCUAAGAGCCACUGCUGUGCUGCCUGAGCAGGGAACAGUGGCUCCUCUGGCUUUAUUUUCCUUUUCAGUUGGUUUGUUUUCUGGAAAUAUAAUCAGAUGCUUUGAGGAAUGCGAUGUAUGAUUUGCUAGCUCUCUCGCAACUUAACUCACUGUGAGAAUAAAUAUGCAUGCUUUUUGUAAUUAACUGGUGCUUUGAAAACCUUUUUUAAGGAAGAAUAAUCUCAACCAAAGUUAUGCUCAUCCAGACAAGCUGACCCUGAGUUAAUUUUAGCACAACUCAUUCUUCAGUGCCUCAUUACUGAAAAAAACAUACAUCAUCACAGUAAGGCUUCCAGGUAGCACUGUUUUUGCUUAAAGAUUUAUUUUCACUGUUUUCCAAAAGCAAAUGGCUUCCAUGUAAGAUUAAACAAACUAGGUGCUUGUAAAUAAUUUAUUACAGUUUACUCUCCUGCAUUUCUCUAACACUGAAAUGCAUGCCCUCCAGGGGAAGACUGUGAGUCAAAUUAAAAAACAAACAAAGUCCAAUAAUAAGCAAUAUGAAUCUGCACGCUUUCCAACUGAGAAUGUCCUAAGUGAUUUCAGAAAGAGGAAGGAAUUUUUUUCUCCCUUAAAUUUCAAGAAAAAACAAAGGGAAGGAAUUUGUGUGCAACAUGGAGAACUAGUAACAGAGAAAGUACUCCCGAGUCUUUCUUCUCAGACCUGUUCAGUCUCUCAAAGUCACGAGGACGAGUGGAGAAAAUACAUCAGGGAUUGCCAUGAAUGUAAACUCAGAUUGUGAAGCUUCCAGGCACCUGAAGGGGCAAAGCAUUUCCUAUGGUUCUCCAUGUGAUCUCAGUGCUCUGUGAGAUGUUCAUAGGCGUUUUGUAGAAGAAGUGUUGGUGAUAAAAUAAAUGUGGAUCCUCUUUUUUUUUUUUUAAAGAAACUCCCAUUGUGCACUAGCGUGGUGAGGGCUCAGGAUAUGCGAGUCCCAAGCCUGUUUAACCCAGCAUUUCCAAACCGUUGUGACCCUCUUUUCCCCUAGGCACCCCUAUGAACCUCUCACUAAUAUGCCAUGGAAAACAUUUUGGGAACCACUACAUUAGGUAGUUCUUUAAGGGGACAAAACAGAAUGAGAAGGCAGGGAGGCAGAGUUUGCAUGCAUUGUGUAUAGUCACGUUCUAGUUAGUGGGUGUAUGUUUUCUCCCCUGGAGACAAUAAGCACAGAAAACUAAUAUAGGCGGUCAGAGCUCUUUCCUUUGAUGGAGAGAUUGGCCGUCAAUGAUCCUGGGUUUUCCCCCCGAAAGUAGCAAAACUAACACAAGGAUUAACUGGGGUAAAUAAUUAAGAUUUUAAUUCAGAUCUAGAAGAAAAUAAUGCACAACUGAAUGCAGAUUUUUAUCCACAGGUAGUUCUAGUGUUUAGAAAUGAUAAGAUCUAUCAUUGAAGUUUCUAAGACUUAAUUUGGAUGUAAAUCUGUUUUUUAAAACACUCUUUUUAGGAACUUGAGACUUGGCAUCUGGUGUUCUAGUUUAAUACAAACUAAUGAUUGCAUUUGAAAGAAUUUUGACUUUAUUUCUAAACAUCUAAAGCUCUGAAAUGCCUUGAUGGAAGGUGUUAUUUUCCUGUUGUACAAAGAAAUGUUAAAUUGUUGUAAAAAGAAUUACUAUAAAGUACUGUGAAAUAAUACUAUGUGAUUUUGUGAGCGAAACUUAUUUGGAAACGUUGAUUGAUUUUUAUGCCUGUUAAUGUAUUGUAAGAAGCACAGAAGUGUAGUUUUCUUUUAAUAAACCAAAAAAAUGAA
Nyctereutes procyonoides (raccoon dog) is the source of this 6495-nucleotide messenger RNA. It is a transcript of the gene GPAM, whose product is annotated as glycerol-3-phosphate acyltransferase, mitochondrial. Gene Ontology annotation, cellular component: plasma membrane; mitochondrial membrane. The coding region runs from base 334 to 2820 and encodes 828 amino acids. The transcript is spliced from 23 exons. Gene Ontology annotation, molecular function: glycerol-3-phosphate O-acyltransferase activity. The record is from RefSeq and is a predicted model, not a curated record. Gene Ontology annotation, biological process: phospholipid biosynthetic process. NCBI's taxonomy places the organism in Eukaryota, Metazoa, Chordata, Mammalia, Carnivora, Canidae.